Molecule: messenger RNA, 4323 nt
Organism: Triplophysa rosa
Lineage: Eukaryota; Metazoa; Chordata; Actinopteri; Cypriniformes; Nemacheilidae
Gene: pex5lb
Product: peroxisomal biogenesis factor 5-like b
Exons: 14
Coding region: 369-2183 (604 amino acids)
Biological process (GO): protein import into peroxisome matrix, docking
Cellular component (GO): cytosol; peroxisomal membrane
Molecular function (GO): protein binding
Source: RefSeq, a predicted model, not a curated record
AGUAGCAGGAGUAGCUCGACAUGAGCGUUCAUGUUAUUCAUGGGAGGUGGCAUACUGCUCAAAUGAGGCGUUUCCGCGACGGAGUGGGUUGGGACACGAACAAUUCCACUAAGGAGUAGACUAGCCCGAGGAAAAAGGAAGACCACACCGCUUUUGUGUUACGCAGUGAUCAUUCUGCUACGGCGUGAUGUGAACGCGAGGAACUCGGAUGCAUGAAAGGUCCUGUCUGAGGAAUCCUCACGUGGACGCAGCCGGAGCAUGAAAACAUCUCAGUUGCCAAGACUCAGGGAUAGCUCCGCUUCUUUCUCUUCCUCAUUGACAAUUUACAGUUGUGGGGUACGAACACAUCAUCAUCACUUGGACUGAGUAUGUAUCAGGGGCAUUCACAGGAGAAAGACUCUAGGGCGGUUGCUAUGGUGUUGAAGGAGCUACCAAGUAAGGCAUCCUCAGAUGGAAACCCCCUGCUCACCGUGACAACCAAGUUGUGUAGUGCGCAGCAAGAGAGCCGGCCGUUGCUCAGCCCUUCCAUCGAUGACUUCCAGGCUGAGAGCAAGAGUGAUGGAGCCACACGACCAAUCACCUCUAACACAGCAGUCUUGUCCACAGCACUAGAUCUGGUGGACUUGAGUGAACCGUGUGAGAGACGCUGGAGCUGGGACAUUCGCAGCCCCCGUGGGUCUCGUAAGAACGGCUUCUCCAAGAGCAGCCUCCGCAGGAAGAAGACUGACGAGACGGAGCUGAUCCAGGUGGAGACAGAGCCUUCAUCUCCCAGUCCUUCUAACCCGGAAAGAGCCUCUUUAGAUUCAGUGAGCAGCUCACCGAUGGAGAAAUGGGAGGAGGUGAGCUUACAUCCGGACAGUGCCUUGAACCGAGGGAGAAAGUGGAGAUACGAGAGGAAGAGGUGCACCUCCAACCAUUCGUCCAGUGAGCUUCUGUGGUCUGCAGAUUUUAAAACAGAUUUCUCUAACAGGCAUAGCGCCCUGGAGCUCAGCAUUAGCACCGAAUCAGAUCCUGGACCGGCUCCUCAGCGGCAGAAGCCCCAGCUGGGCAGCGCUUUACUGGGGAGACAACACUCAUUAGAGGAGGAGUUUGUGCGAGCCAAGGCUGCUGUGGAGUCAGAUACUGAGUUCUGGGAUAAAAUGCAGGCUGAGUGGGAGGAGCUGGCGCGCCGGAACUGGCUGGAAGAUGCUGACAGUGAAGGCCUGGCUCCACUCAACUCAACUACCACUGAAAAGGGUUACUCCUUUCACACCAAUAACCCGUACAAAGACUACAGCAAUGCCUUUGAGCAGGGCCUGCAGAAGUGGAGAGAGGGUGAUCUAAACAGCGCUGUACUGCUGCUGGAAGCUGCUAUCUUACAGGACUCUCAGGACUCAGAGGCUUGGCAGGUUUUGGGGACCACGCAGGCAGAGAAUGAGAAUGAGCAGGCAGCCAUUGUUUGUCUGCAGAGAUGUUUGGAGCUUCACCCAAAUAAUCUGAAGGCCCUAAUGGCCCUGGCAGUGAGCCUGACCAACACAGGCCAACAACAGGAAGCAUGUGCGGCUCUCCACCGCUGGAUCAGAUAUAACCCCAGAUACAGACAUCUGCUGCUGCACAGAAGCCCUCUGGACGGCUCCCCGCUGCCUCGCCGCAGAGGAUCCUCCAUCUCCCCCAUCUCUACUCUCGGAUGUUCUCAGCUGGUGGAAGUGUUGGAUCUGUAUCAGGAAGCAGUGCAGCAGAAUGCCGAAGUAGUGGACCCUGAUCUCCAGACAGGUCUGGGUGUGCUCUUCAACCUCAGCUCGGAGUUUGACAAAGCUGUGGAUGCCUUCAACGCUGCACUGUCUGUGCGACCCGAGGACUAUUUACUGUGGAAUCGCCUGGGGGCCACGCUGGCUAAUGGAGACCGCAGUGAAGAGGCAGUGGAGGCUUACACCAGAGCUCUGGAGCUCCAGCCAGGCUUCAUCCGCUCCAGAUAUAACCUCGGCAUCAGCUGCAUCAACCUAGGGGCACAUCGAGAGGCAGUGAGCAACUUUCUGACAGCACUGCACCAGCAGAGGAAGAGCAGGAGUCAUCAGGUGAUGUCCAGCAAUAUUUGGGCUGCUCUGCGAAUUGCCCUUUCCCUCAUGGACCAGCCAGAACUUUUCCAGGCAGCCAGUGUGGGAGAUCUGGACCUUCUAAUGAGGGCCUUCAACAUGGACAUUUGAUUAAUAUUGGACAUGUGAAAUCUUUUAUUCACUUCAACCGUAGGCACAAAGCUAGGCAUGAGUGAAUGAGGAAUGUCAAUAUAAUAUGCAGAGCGUGCCCAGCUAUUUUUGGUGUAUUUAUGGACUAAAAGACCAUCUUUACCUUCUUUAGAGGACUUCCACUGUGGAGGUCAUUUAUUCAAUAGAGCACAAAAUGAAGGGUUUUAAAGCUAGAGUAAUAAAUAAGAUGGACGUGAAUAUUUAAAGAGAAAGAAUGAGAGCAACAAGCACUUUUCCUUGAUGUUAGUUAUAUUGUAUUGUAAUAUUUUUAAGCUUAUCUAAAGACUUUGUAUACUUGAGAAAAAUGAACCAAAUGGGAAUAUCUGAGGUAUUUUGUUCAGUCUAUGGGUAUGCAUUGAAUAUUACUCCACUCCAAAAAUAUCUAUUUAUCAUGUCCAUUUCUCAAGCAUGCACCUGUGACAUACUGCAAUGCUUAUUUCUCACCACUAAGUGGAGCUGUUGUCCCACUGAAAAAGCACACCCAUAGUGUAUCAGCUCGUCAUCUACCAAACCCAGUGACACUAAGUGCAGUAUGACAUUAUGAAUGAAUUUUACUUUAGGAUGCAACGCCCUCUCUGGGUGAUCUACGCCCAGGUGUGCAGGCAGGGUGUGUUCCCCAGGCCAUCUGUCUUCCAGCAAGCCCCUUUUAAUGCUGUGUGCUCCAGGGCACUCUGGAUCAGGGCUCGGUGGGGAACAACUUCAAAGACUCUGCAUGAAAGGUCACAGCAAAAGCAGUAGCAUGUUGAAAGUGACUUGAUGAAGGAGCAUUAUCCCAAACGUUUAAAUAGAACUGAAUACAUUGACAAAUACUGUAAAUGAUCUACUAUAUGUAAGCAACAACAUCCUGGCUGUACUGUUGGGCUUUGUAAGUUUAAAGUGCAUUUACUGUGACCGAAAACCCUUUAUAUUAUAGAGAUGCUGUAUAUUAACAGAAGCCAUUUGAUGAGGUAAACUAGCACAGUUAUGAUUUGAGCCCAGUUCAGUUUUAGGCUGAAUAUUUUUUGAAGACACAACUAUGCAAACUGGAAUUGCUAAAUUUACCAAAAAUGUUAGUGUGUGUAAUGAAGUUUGUCUUUAUGAUUUUGCCACUAUGCACCUAUAGUGAAGUCUUAUAAGAGGUCGGAUGAGAUUAUUGAAGGUGCAUUGAGUAAUUGCUGAUAAAUUAAAGAAAGAUGAUAUAUAGCAUGAAAAAAUCAAUGCAUUAUUCUGUCGGGCAGUGAGAGACAAGACUUCUUCAUUACAUGCACCUACUGCUUACAUAUUACAACAGAUUUAAGUCAUUUGAAAAAAAAAUUAUUGCAUGCAUGAUACACAAACAGCCUUUUCACAUUACUGAAUGUAACCAGUAUUAAUGUGCAUUUUAAAAGCCUGCAUUGCAAUAGAACAAAAUUAAAACACCAACUAAGUACAUAUGACAAUAUUUAAAUGCCACGUGUAUAUCUGGGCACAGUAUGGGGCAUUAAAAACACUUGUCUAGUAGUAUAUAACACUAGUUUUGCUAUGACCAGAGCUGUUACCUAUGUAACUAUCAAUAUUAUCAGAAAUUACUGUUUAAUAUGUAGAAUAGCAGAAUAACAUUUGAUUUUAUUAUUUGGUCACACUUCAGUAUAGGGGGCAAUUCUCGCUAUUAUCAAACCCUUAACUAUGACUUUUUCCACAAUAAACUCUUAAUUUGUUGCUUAUUAAUAGUUAGUAAGGUAGUUGUUAGGUUUAGGUAUCGGAUAGGAUUAGGGAUGUAGAGUAUGGUCAUGCAGAAUAUGUGCUUUAUAAGUACUAAUAAACAGCCAAUAUGCCAACAAUAGGCAUGCUAAUAACAACUAGUUAAUAGUGAGAAUUGCCCCCUACACUGAAGUGUUACCUAUUAUUUAAUAAUGUAAAAAUGAUCAUUUCAUGGAAUGAACAGUCAUACAAUGUAUGCAUGUCUAGCUGUCAAAUAUCAUGUUUCUAUCCCACUUACAUAUCAGGUAAUCCGUAAACUCAAAAUGCAUUUAUAACCAAUUUAUUAAAACUGUAUUUUAGAAGAACUGAAAUAUAAUGUCUCUGUUUUCUUUAAAAAGGAGUGCAUGGUGCAUGAGUUGUUAUCGAAACCCCACCCCCUCAC